Molecule: messenger RNA, 2826 nt
Organism: Suillus bovinus
Lineage: Eukaryota; Fungi; Basidiomycota; Agaricomycetes; Boletales; Suillaceae
Exons: 3
Coding region: 265-2583 (772 amino acids)
Source: RefSeq, a predicted model, not a curated record
UUAGAACAUCUUGACGGAUGAUUACUCACACACUGAAUCUUGAUUUCAUGGUCAACCGUUGCUAGCCAGUCGUUGAUUGUUUCUCAGUCCCUUGAACUUGGUCAUUAUUAGUGUUAAUCCCAUUGACAUUUGACGUUCGAACUGGCGCUUGUUCUUGGGUUCCUCGUUCAUUUGAUUUCGCGGUCACAACGUUUCUACCCGCCAUCACUGGAGCUACCAAUUGUCCAACUCCCGUUUCAAAUAUCAAUAUAGUUUACCCGAACGAUGGCGACCUCGCGCACGUACCCUCCUCCAGUCAAUCUAAAGGAACGUAUUGCUGCCCUCCAGCAGAGAAAUGUCUCCCCAAGUCAACAGCAAACUUCUCAAUUCAUUUCAAAGAACCUCCCAAGUAGUGGAACCGGAUGUUUGCGCGAUAAAAUCGCCAAAUUUGAGGAGAAGGGAGGCAUCCCUGUUCCACGAGGCAGCUUCGGUAUGGGUGCACCUCAGUUGGCAGAAAACGCACCAGCAAAGAAGCGUGGAGAGUUGUAUGGGAAUCGAGUGCAAAACAUGGGGAAACCAGGCGGCUCGCCAUCGAGUCGCUCUGGCUCACCCCUCCCCACAGUGGACGACUUGCCCUUACCUUUGCCAAGAAAACGUUGUGUCUCUACCGGGGGUACACUCUUGAAAGGCACUCCUCCGAGAUUUAAAACUGGGGAACCUGUUCCGCCGCUUCCAUCAACACCGUCGCCGAUUCUUCCUGUUGCGCGUCGCAACUCCCUAGCAGUUAAUUUUGGCCCUGCUCCACGUGUCGUAAGCCUCGGGGAGGUGUCGCGACAGGCAGAUAAAGACCCAGAAUCACCCUCACCCUCGCCUUCUCUGUCUACUUCUCCUUCGUUGGAAGUAAGAGACCCUGCUGGAAUUAUAGCCCCGUCCCAGACCCUUGAACCCGUCACCUCCUCGGAUGAUGCGCUUCCCCAAGAUAUGGAUGCACCACCAGAGGCAGAACAGGAACCAGCGGUACUAGAGAUUGGCUUGCAGGCCGACUCUCAUUCAGCGCCUGCAAUAGCAUUGGACAUCGUAGCGUCAUCUCAGUCCUCGCUAGAAGUCGUAACUGUCGUGGAGGUGACUUCCGCUGCCGAGACUGGUCAGGCUACCGAUCCCGAGUUGGACGAGAAGCUUCAAUCAUCAUAUCAUCACCCACUGUCAAUAGAUGCGUCCGUGACCGACUCUCAGCCUUCGGAAGCCGCCCUUCCUGACUCGCCUUCAACUAUUUCGCAUUCGCUCGUCGCCCCCAAUUCGGUUACCGAAGAUGACCCGGUAUUGGCACAUCUCCUCACAUCUACGGGGUCCGGUGAUGCCGAUGACAAGGAGAAUGACGACGUAGCCACACCAUUACUGGCAUCUGUAUCCCCUCCUGCUGAGGAACGUGGGUCCAUCUCUAUAAUCGUGCAUCAUCCAAAUAUCCAAGUACAACCCAGCCUCCCAUCACCUGAUUUAGAGAUAGAGGCUGCUAAACCUGAAGUCAAGCGCUCUUUCACUGCUGUAGUACAUCACAAGGUCACAAAAAUGCCCGCUGCCACAGCACCGAGUUCUUCCCUUUCCACACCUAUGACACCACAAGCUGCGCGAGUGCGACAGACAGGAAUCACUAUCACCACCGAGUCGCUUUCGAGUCCGGGCUAUGGGGAACUCGCUGUCCUACUAGAAGAAGCAGCAUUGCUUGAGAUGAAACUAACCGAGGGUGGUGGUUCAGAGGCAGUAGAAGCUGCGCUUCCCAAAACCCCAACCUUGGACACUUUCGCAACUGACAUUCGGUCUGUAUCUUCUUCAACACUCACAGAACACGUCAAAGCUCCAUCCACGGAAACUGCCUCCCUUUCAGAGCGUUCUAUGUCUAUCCCAUCCAUCCGAGAACCUAACAUGGAUGGGGACAUUCCCGAGGAGGACGAGGGUGACGGGAGGAGUCUGGCUUCUACAUCUGCGUCACAACAAUCUCCUUCACAUAAGAGAUAUCUCUCGAGUAUUAGGCGACUGGCUACUCGUCGUUCGUCGAACCAUAUGCCCGGGGCGUACCCUCGGGAUAGUAUUUCGACAUGCUCUGAGGACUCCGUUCCGGUCGCGACACCAUCUGAUCAUGGAGAUGGAUCAGGUUUUGGUAUUGCAUGGCCAAGCGUAUCUCCGAAGAAAGGCAGCAUAGGAAAGUCUAGCUCGUUUGCGGACAAAUUGUUCAACCGCAACAGAACCAAGUCGAACGUCAGCAUAGUGGAGACAGACCAAGGCUCGAUAUAUAACUCGCCGAAGAGGUCGUUUAUAUUAUCCCAACCCCCGACCUCAUCCCCAGCUAAAAGCUCUCCAGGUCGUCAUGCCAAUGAAUUGUCCGGCUCUCGUCCAUCACACUGGAUAGUCUCCCGGGACUCGUCAUCUUCUCGUGCUCCCAGUAUCCUUGAGAAGGAAAUCUUUGAUGAAUUUCCCUCUGUUCCACAGACACUUCCUCCGGGACCGCUUCACCUGUCUCCAGAUCUUUCGGGAGCUGCAGUUCGUCACGUGUCAACUCUCCCAGUCAAGGUUCGGAAACACUCGCAACAAGGGUUAUCCAUAGUUUGACCUGCUUCAUCUUGAGUACCGAAGGAGAUAGCUAGCCUCUCUCAUAUGUUUGUUUUCGUUGGCCUUCUUGCUAUCUUUCAGCAUCGUUUCAAAUUGACAUAUAAUUUUGCUAGUAAAUUUGAGUGUGCAUAGUCUUUAUAUGCUUCAAUAUUAAUAUCGUAACGACGCCAGCCCGGACUCUGACUUAUUCCUGGCAUGUUUUGUAACCAUCGAAUUGAAUGCAAACUAGUCAUUUCAUUUCAA